Paramecium octaurelia is the source of this 2015-nucleotide messenger RNA. The record is from the annotation of a GenBank genome assembly. NCBI's taxonomy places the organism in Eukaryota, Ciliophora, Oligohymenophorea, Peniculida, Parameciidae.
AUGUAAUCUCAAGAUGAAUACAUCAGUUUGCCAAAAGUCAAACCUAACAAAAUCGAUAAUUAGGAAAUAGAUUUGCACUGGAAGAAUCUUACAGUAACAGUUAGAAUGGUAGAAUUCUUAUAUUUAUAAUUACAAUAGGAAUAAUCUAAGAGACCAAAAGUAACAGAUCCUCUAUUAGGAUCAAUUGAUGAAAAAAUCAUUCUCAAUGAUGUCUCAGGAUAUGCAAAAGCAGGUCAAAUGACUGCAAUUAUGGGACCAUCCGGUGCAGGGAAGACAACCUUGGUCGCAUUAUUGAGCAAAAGAUAUAAACCUGGACCAAACACUACUAUCAGUGGAGAGAUCUUAGCAAACAACAGUAAAUAUAAAAGAUUCAAUGAUUUUGGUGCUUUUGUGAUCUAGGAUGAUUUGUUGAUGGCAACGUUGACUGUAAAAGGUAUUUAAUUUUGAUGAUGUCAGAAACAUUAAUGUUUGCAGCCAAUAUGAGAUUGAAGGAUGAUUUAGCAUAAAGAAUGUCUAGAGUUGAUUAGAUAAUCAAAGAUUUGAAUUUGAGAGGCUGCUAAAAUACUUUGGUGGGAGAUAACAUCAUCAAAGGCAUUUCUGGAGGAGAGAAGAAAAGAACUUCCAUUGGUAUGGAAUUAAUUAGCGAUCCACCUGUGUUAAUCCUGGAUGAACCAACUUCAGGCUUAGAUUCCUUUACUGCAUUUAUUUGUAUGAAUAUUCUCAAGAAGAUCACAAUUAAGUAUUAAAUUUUAAAAUUAAAUUUAGUCAAAAAAGGACAGUCAUUUUUACAAUACAUUAACCAAGCAUAGAUAUAUGUCAAUUAUUUGAUCGUAUGAUCAUCUUAAAUAAUGGAUAAACAAUCUAUCAAGGGAAUUAUGGUUUUCUAUUGGAUUAUUGCAAACAAGUUAAUUUGAAUGUAGAUAUCCAUUCAACUCCUUUAGAUUCCAUAAUGAAUAAUCUUAAUGAGGCUUUUAAUCAAGGAGAUAAUAAAGUCACUCAUAGCAAUUACAAAAUAUAUCUAGAAGAAGAUGUACUGAAAUUCCAUUCCCAAUAUCAAGGGUUUGAUAAAAGAAGAACCUAAACAUCGUUCUGUCAAGAAAUGAAUUUUCUCAUGAAAAGAUAAUUCAUUAACUAUGUUAGGAGUCCUAAUUUAUUAAGAAGUAAAAUAUUUGGAUCAGUCUUCAUGUUGUUAUUCUUGGGAUGGCUAUUUUGGUAAGUGGGAAAAGAUCAACCUCCCCAAGAUGAAAACGUAAGCAUUGAUGAUCUAAGCAAAUACUUAAACAAUAUGAGAGGAGCUUGUUUUGUUUGUGGAACUUCUGCGAUAUUUUCAGCCCUAGGACCGUUGUUAAUGUUAUGUAUAUUAAUUCAUUCUAUUUUAGUCCCGAUUGAAAGAAACAUUUUCUUAAAAGAAGAGAACUCUAAGAUGUAUAGAGUCUCUUCCUAUUUCUUGAGUAAGGUUUUGUUAGAAGUACCCAUGAAUGUUUUUAUAUAAAUCUUAUUCUCAAUAGCAUUAUAUGCUGCUUUUGGAUUUAUUUGGGAACUUGAGAACCUUAUACUCUUUACUGUUAUAAGUGUUUCUGUCUCUUUAAGUGGCAAUGGAUUAGGAAUGUAUGAACAUCAACAUUAUCAAUAGAUUUACUGGAUGUUUAUUUAAGGAUGCCAAAUAAUCUGCUUCCUUAGGACCAAUACUCUUGAUUCCACUUUAAGUAUUCAGUGGGCAAUACGCUAACUUGGCUUCUAUUCCUAAAUUUAUUAGUUGGGUCCAAUACAUUUCAGUAUGAUGUUUGUCAUAUACUUAGCCAUUUAAAUAUUUCUUAGAAGGAUUCGGGAGGACAUAAUUGAAUGAUGCCAUAUUUCAUUUGGAUCCUACAGGAGUUGAAUUGUCUCCCUGGAACUACUAUGGCAUGCAUUUUGGAAUGUGGAAUUGUGCCAUAGUUUUAAUAUCUAUUGCUGUUAUGUUUCAUGUAUUUGGUGGUAUCUUUUUAAAACUCUUAGUCAAUAAAAUUAAUGUUUGA